Messenger RNA from Hibiscus syriacus, 1070 nucleotides. RefSeq names its product reticulon-like protein B4. The coding region runs from base 98 to 847 and encodes 249 amino acids. Lineage: Eukaryota; Viridiplantae; Streptophyta; Magnoliopsida; Malvales; Malvaceae. The transcript has 5 exons. The record is from RefSeq and is a predicted model, not a curated record.
UCCAGCGUCGGAAAGAACGCUCAAAAUCUUCAUUUCUCUCUAGUUUUUUCCGGGUCUUUUUUUUUUUCCUCUCUUUGGAUUCCAAACUUUUUCAAAAAUGACCGAGCACGAAGAGAAGAAGCACGAGGAAUCGUUGAUGGAGAAGAUUGCAGAUAAGAUCCGCGGCCACGAUUCGUCGUCGGAUUCCGAUGACGACAAGCCAUCGGAAUCGUCGAUCAAGGCCAAGGUCUUCCGUCUUUUUGGACGAGAAAAGCCCGUUCACCACGUUCUCGGUGGAGGCAAACCGGCUGACAUUUUCCUGUGGAGGAACAAAAAGAUAUCAGCAGGAGCGCUUGGUGUUGCAACUGUGAUGUGGGUUUUGUUUGAAUUGCUCGAAUAUCACCUUCUCACUCUAGUGUGUCACUUGUUGAUUCUGGCUCUCGCUCUACUCUUCUUGUGGUCAAAUGCUAUGACCUUCAUCAACAAGUCUCCACCAAACUUCCCCGAGGUUCAUAUUCCUAAGGACCCGAUUAUGGAGUUUGCACAAGCACUUAGGUUUGAGAUUAACCGGGCUUUUGUUGUCCUACGGAACAUUGCAUCAGGAAGAGAUCUGAAGAAGUUCUUAUCUGUGAUUGCCGGCUUGUGGGUCUUGUCUAUUGUGGGAAAUUGGUGCAACUUCUUGACACUAUUCUACAUAGUCUUCGUUCUACUUCACACUGUACCUGUGCUGUAUGAGAAAUACGAGGACAAGGUGGACCCGCUUGCUGAGAAAGCAAUGCAUGAGAUCAAGAAGCAAUAUGCAGUGUUUGAUGAAAAAGUCUUAAGUAAGAUUCCAAGGGGACCGUUAAAGGAAAAGAAGAAGGAUUAGAAGGCCAAGAUGUUCUUUUGAUAGGUUUCUGACGUACAUUUAGUUGCCUUAGAUGAAACGUGUUCUUUACUAUAUAUGCUGUAUCAGCUAGAACCCUGUUUUAAUCCCUUAUUUUCGCAGUAAAUGGGAUCAUAAUGUUGGUGAAUAUUGCAUCUUUAUUUGAAAUCUUGUUCUUCCUAAGGAUCCAUAUGCUAUAUGACAAUAUUUUACCAUGUUGCAUGUU